Beta vulgaris subsp. vulgaris (sugar beet) is the source of this 1660-nucleotide messenger RNA. Its product is annotated as protein IQ-DOMAIN 17. NCBI's taxonomy places the organism in Eukaryota, Viridiplantae, Streptophyta, Magnoliopsida, Caryophyllales, Amaranthaceae. Gene Ontology annotation, molecular function: protein binding. The coding region runs from base 157 to 1506 and encodes 449 amino acids. The transcript is spliced from 5 exons. The record is from RefSeq and is a predicted model, not a curated record.
CUCUGUACCAACUUUUACAUUUUAAUAGCACUAACAAUUUAAACUCAAAAGCAUCCAAAGCAUAUCUACUAUAGACUAUACUAUAGUAUAACAUAAACUUUAGAGUUACAAAUCUUGCUCAUUUCCUUACAUCAGGAAACCAAAGUGCUCAAAAUUAUGAGGAAAAGUGGAGGAAGUUCAACAUGGUUAAGUGCAGUAAAGAAGGCAUUUAUGUCACCUAGCAAAGAUAAGCAGAAUAACAGUGACAAAAGAAGUUGUAGAAGUGAAGAUUCUGAACAACAAGAACAAGAAAAGAGAAGAGGAAAGCGUAGAUGGAUUUUUGGAAAAUCCUUAAAUACCAAGGAUCCAAAUUACGUGACAAAAACUACUAACAAUGUAAGUCAUGUUAGUGAAAAUGCUGGUUGUGGAGCACAAGAUUUGGUUGUGGAGAAGGACAAAAGGCAUGCACUCGAGGUAGCAAUAGCGACUGCAGCAGCUGCUGAGGCUGCUGUCGCGACAGCUCAGGCAGCUGUGGAGUUUAUUAGGAUGACUAGGCCAUGCAUAUUGAUCCGAGAAGAAAGCCAAGCUGCUAUUACCAUUCAGAAAACAUUCAGAGGAUAUCUGGCAAGAAGAGCACUAAGGGCACUGAAAGGGCUGGUAAAGCUGCAAGCAUUAGUAAGAGGGCACAAUGUAAGGAAGAGAACAACAUUAACCUUGACGCGAAUGCAAGCUCUCUUUCGUGUUCAAGCGAGAGUUUGUGAUCAACGUCGCAGACAUUCAAUCUCACACGGGGGAAGCCUUAGUUCUAGUUCUUUCACUGACAAAAUUCCCCUGUCAAAGGAAGGAGAUUGGGAUGAAAAUCAGAGUGUCGAAAAAGAAAUCGACUCGAUCUCAAUGCUUGGAAUAACUCAGAAAGCUGGUUGGAACUCUGAAAGAGAUCUUGCUUGUGCCUUCUCUGACAAGAUAUGGAAAUCCCACAUGGAGGCCGAAUCAGAAGCGAAACUAGAUAAUGCUGUAGAUUGGAGGGAAGAAACUCAAUGGGAAAGACCAGGCAGAUAUUCUUGUGACCAAAGAACCCCCAUCAGAAUACUUCAAGUAGAAAGUGCAAACCACAGGUUACUGUCAAGCUAUCUCAAACUCAGAGAGGGAAAUCCUCACCAACAAAUCAAUUCUAGCGCAUACUCAUAUUUCCAAACACCCAUCAAAACACACCAACCCGAACUCAAACAUCUAAGAGUUCAUUCUGCUAGCCCGCGAUGCCUUAGAGAAGAGGAAUCAUCAAUCUACCGGAAGUCUCAGACACCGCGCUUGGCCAGCUCUUAUAGAAACAACGCUGCAGUGCCGAGUUACAUGGCAGAAACUGCAUCUGCUAAAGCUCGUAUUCGGUCACAAAGUGUGCCUAGAGAACAAAAACCUUCUACACCUGAGAGAGAAGGCGCAGGAUAUGCAAAGAAGCGCUUGCUUUUUGGUUCCUCGGAAGAGGUAGCUUCACCAUCUUGCAGAAAUACUCCAAGAGUGCAGAGAUAAUAAAUCUAAUUGUAACCUUUGUAUUGAAAUGUGAAGUCUAAUUAUAACUCUUGUAUAGUACUUAUUUGACAAACUCUCUAGAACUUAGUCCUUGAUAGUUUGACGGUUUACCCAGUGAUCCUUCAAUAGUAACAUCUUCCAAUGUUUAGCCUGA